AUGGAUACUCGAAAAAAAUAUGAUGACGAAAAUAUUCGUCAGAUUUUGGACGAAUCAAACAGUGAUUUUUAUAACUCAUCUGAUACAGACUCAUUUGAAGAAUCGAUCGGUUCAGCUGAUGAUCCUACUUAUAAUUUGAACAAUGACGUUUCUUCAAAUGAAGAAUUUAACUCACCGAGUAGUGAGGAUAGUGACGGGCAACAAAAUAAUGCUAGUAUAGAUAACUUAUCCAUCGAUUUCGAAGAUAUAAGCAGUGAUUGGGAAGACGACUUCAAUGAUAUUGAAGAUUUCAAUUUUGAUGAAUUUGGUGCUGGUGUGCAAUUAGAUAUAACCGAUGAAGUUACUUCGUAUGACGUUUUCAUUAAGAUCUGGGACGAUGAGGUAAUGCAACUUAUUUUGAAUUCGUCUAAUAAAUAUGGAGAAAAACUGAAAAAAUUAAAACGCCCCCACACAAAAAAUUGUCAUAUACAACAUUUCAAAGAGAUUUCAUUGAUCGAAUUACAAAAAUUUUUUGGAUUGUGUUUAUUGAGAGCGGAACUUGGUAUAUCUGUACUUAGGCAAUGUUUCGGAAAAGAUCCAUUAAAUUAUCAUCCUAUAUUGUCCUUCACAAUGAGCGGGAGAAGGUUUGAACAAAUCUUAGAGGCUCUAAAUUGUUCUGAAGGUGUUCCAGUUGAAGUAAAUGAUAGACUCGUCAAAAUAUCUCCACUUUUUAAUAUGAUCAUAAAAAAAUUACAAUCAUCCUACUCCCCAUCAAAAAAUUUGUCACUUGACGAAUCUAUGAUGCUCUGGAGAGGCCGUUUAAUAUUUCGUCAGUACAUUAAAAACAAAAGACAUAAAUACGGAAUAAAAUUUUAUGAGCUUUGCACUCCUGAUGGAAAAUAA
Messenger RNA from Melanaphis sacchari, 882 nucleotides. Its product is annotated as piggyBac transposable element-derived protein 4-like. The coding region runs from base 1 to 882 and encodes 293 amino acids. NCBI's taxonomy places the organism in Eukaryota, Metazoa, Arthropoda, Insecta, Hemiptera, Aphididae. The transcript has 3 exons. The record is from RefSeq and is a predicted model, not a curated record.